Paramuricea clavata is the source of this 972-nucleotide messenger RNA. The record is from the annotation of a GenBank genome assembly. NCBI's taxonomy places the organism in Eukaryota, Metazoa, Cnidaria, Anthozoa, Malacalcyonacea, Plexauridae.
AGGAUUACAACAAUCAUUAACAAGAGUUCUAACCAACGUACAAGAUCUUCAUCCCGAAGAUGUUCUUAGUGACGUAUCCGUGCUUUCUGGGAUAGAUUCAUGGAAACCCAUGUCAAUGAAACCAUCGAAUGUAUUGACAAGGUGUGUCUACCUGUAGGGGUGCCUAUUUUAUGAAAUAUUGCAUGUAAAGUAUUAUGCGGUAUAUAAUAAUUUUGCUUUAAAUUUUUAUCUGUUUCUGGCCUUUCUGUUUAUUGAACCCAUUUAUAUAUAGACAGAUUAUCUGGGGUGUAACAGAUGCCCUCCUGCAGACUCUCUGAUGUACAAUAUAGGAAAAACGGACUCAACAAGAAAUCCUGAAAAGGGGUAGUGAAAAAGUGCGCGUCUGUAUAGUACCAACCCGUCAAGUGGCAAUGCACCCAGAUGCACCCUAAUUAAUUAUUUUACUCUGUCUAACGCCAGGCGAUUUUACUUGUCAGGAGGAGAGUGCUGCCACUCAAUGAGUUAAUUAGACUAUCUGUGCAUACACCCUGUUGACCUGCUAAGUGGCAAUGCGCCCUACUUUAUUAUUUUACUCUGUCUAACGCCAGAUUAUUUUACUCUGUCUAACGCCAGACGAUUUUACUUGUCAGGAGGAGAGUGCUGCCACUCAAUGGGUUAAUUUAAAGUUUGUCAUAUUUUUCUUGUAGUAUGGUUUCAACGGCUGCAAGAGUAUAUUAUACACACCAACCACAAACCAUGAUUCAUUCAGAUGAGGAGCUGGAUGUCCGGAGUUUGGAAACUGGUAAUCGUGAGUACGAUAAUGUCCGAUCAUCUGUUCAAGGUAUGGAAUGUCGUAGAACGUCCAUUGAUAGUGUCAAUGAUGAUGAUACAACGAUAUCUGUAUCAUCUGCGGAUGAAUUCGUGUUUAAGCAAGAGCUUGCUAAUCUUGACACAAUGAUUGCGCGGCUUCAGGACAGCUUGCGGAGUAAAUGA